UGGUGCAAGGGCCAAGUGUGGCCAAAGAGCGCCAAGGCAGUGGGGAACAUUAUUUUCUUGUAUUGCUCUUUAGCCACUGCUUUAAUACUUUUCAUGUAACCUGCCCCGUGGAAGACAUGAGAUUACUAUCCUAGGGUAUGUGCAUGUUCACAACUGACAUGAAAAGUUUGGACAGGACCAAUCCCACACACUGCAUGUAGCACCAGGGUGCUCCCAUGGUUGCCUUUCACACUGACCUCUGACGGGCGAUCUUUUCCUAUGAAAAUUCUCUGGCAAGGCUGGCCUGACUGGGAAGCUCUGAAUUUCAACUCUUACAAAGUUCCAUAUACGCUAUAGGGCCACAGAGGCCUUAAAAAUCAGGACUUUCAAAUAUCAAUAAUUUUUUAACCUUUUCUCAGCUAGCUAUACCUGCCACUGCUAGGGAAAUGCAGAGAAAAGCUACGGUUAAUGCACAUGUUAUUUUGUUCCGCCAGCUGUUAAAUAACAGCUUUACUGAAUUUAGUAUGACCGUCAGCUAUCAGUGCGUUCCUAUCAAAGCCACUCUGAUGAAUGAAAGUGACAGCUUUGCUUUUUUCUUUUACUUGUCCUUUUGGUGUCUUCGUAUGCCUCAGGAGUGUGCAGUUACUUCCUUAAGCAUCUAAACAAUAAAGCCAAACUUAAAUAACAUUCUCUUGUGGACUUUUAUCCCUGCUUGUUUCUUACAGCAGAGUGGUGCAACAAGCUAGAUCUGGCAUCAUGUUGUCGGAGCAGUUUAGUAAAACAACCGUCAGCAUCCAGCCCAUUCAAAAUCAUUCAACACUAACUUUAUAAGAGAUUGUAGUGUCUUGAUCACCACAUACACUGCAGGUAAAAGCAGCCGAAACAAGAGUUCUACCUGCAGUUCAUCACUUGGUUUUAGGUAGUCAAUGGGACUGAGAUGAGAAAUGCUGGACAAAUUCCUACAACUAUUUUCACAUAGCUGCGGCAAUUAUAUUAGAUUUUUGUAGAAGUAUUCAUGCAUCACUUGUAAUAAUAGUUCUAAGGCUUUUUUAUGGGGAUUAUACUAGCUUCCAUUUAGCGAUAUGAGGUACUGCUGUAUGAUUAUUGAUAUUGUACCAACACAGGCAAAGCUUGACAAGCAGGCAAAGACUGCAGCCAAAAAGGCUGCUGAGCAGGAGCUGCUGCGGCCUGAGGAGGAAGAAAUAAACAAUGAGGCCAAUGUUUUGAGCCUCAAAAAAAAGGUGACUCAGCUGGAAGGUCUUGUAAAAAGACUGAAAAUUGAAAAUGUGGACCUAAAAAAACUUAACAAAGAACUUCAAAGAGCUCUAUGCGCAAAGAUCUUUGAAACUGGGCAGCAGAACAGUGCGCAAGAACCAGUCGCAAGCGAGGCUUUCAGGAUGGCUGGUGCUGGCCCUAGCCAUAUGGUUACAUCGGCCUCCUUUUCAAGCCCUAGAGAUGCUCUCUGCACAGCGUCUCGCCAGCUACCCUCUGUAGCAUCGCCAGUGGCAAGUGCUGAAGUGAGGCUAGCACACCAGGCAACCAUGCCUCAGGUUGAUGCAGCUGAAAAGAACACUGCAGCUGCCAUUGCAGCUGCCCCUGCAGGUAGCCUGGGCACUUCAGGAUUGGAGCACCCACCACAAGCCCCUGUUGAGGAUUGCCGGCUCCCUGUUAUUGGCACUGACAACCGGUUCCUGGUACAGCCAUCUAAAGCUCUUGGGAAAGAGGCCCAAAAAAUUGACCCCUCUGUUGGCACCAUCAACGAGGCUGGAGAAGUGCACCUUGGCCAUGGAAAUUACAUGGACAGGGACACAUGGCAGCGGCUACUAGCUCUCCCUACGGACUCUGCCUUCUGCAAACAGUUGGCAGUGCGCCUCUGGGGGAGUGAAAUCCUCUCUCAGAGGAGUCUGACAGGCUCACUGCCAAACCGGGCCAUAUCUAAAGGGGUGACAAGAGUAUUUCCGGCCCUUUCUCCAGUCAAAGUGGCGUCAAUGUCAGACUCCUUUUUUCACUUCCUUCAAGUGAAAAAGUGUCCGCCGGAGGAUAUACAGAAAAGGCACAAAUGCCUGCGGCAAUACCUGGCGCAAAAGUGUGCUGACCUACGCCGCUGAGCUGCUUUGGAUGAACCACCAGAAGACAUGGGGCAGCUGAUGGCAGUGCGACCUGCUGCCAGCAGCGUGGCGAGAUCAUCAUCACCAUCAUCAUCAUCAGCAACAGCAGCCAAUUUUAUGUCCACUGCAGGACGAACGCUUCUCCCUGCGAUGUCCAAUUACCUCUAUCCUACUCCAACCGAUUCCAACUAGCACCUGCGACUUUCCUAAUUUCAUAGCUCCACCUAGUCUUCUGCCGUCCUCGACUGAAUUUCCCUUCUCUUAGUACCCAUUCUGUCACCCCAACGGUCCAAUGGUUAUCUAACUGGCGCAUUACAUGGCCCGCCCAGCUCCAUUUUUUUCUCUUAAUGUCAAUUAGAAUAUCGUCUAUACCUGUUUGCUCUCUAAUCCAAACCGCUCUCUUUCUGUCUCUUAACGUUAUGCCUAGCAUUCUUCGUUCCAUUGUUCUUUGCGCGGUCCUUAACUUGUACUCAAGCUUCUUUGUCAGUCUCCAAGUCUCUGCCCCUUAUGUCAGCAUUGGUAAAAUGCCCUGAUUGUACACCUUCCUCUUCAAUGAUAGUGGUAAGCUUCCAAUCAGGAGCUGACAAUGUCUGCCGUAUGGGAUCCAAACCAUUUUUAUUCUUCUGUGAACUUCCUUCUCAUGAUCAAGGGUCCCUGUGAUUAGUUGACCUAGGUAAACAUACUCCUUCACAGACUCUAGAGGUCGACUGGCGAUCUUGAACGCUUGUUGCUUUGCCUGGCUAUUUAUCAUUAUCUUUGUCUUCUGCACAUUAAUCUUGAACCCAACUCUUACACUCUCUUUGUUAAGGACCUCAAUGAUUUGUUGUAACUCGUCUGCAUUGUUGCUGAAUAGAACGAUGUCAUCAGCAAACCGAAGGUUGCCGAGAUAUUCGCCGUCAAUCUUUACUGCUAAGCCUUCCCAGUUUAAUAGCUUGAAUACUUCUUCUAAGCACACAGUAUUGAAUAGCAUUGGAGAGAUUGUGUCUCCCUGUCCGACCCCUUUCUUUAUAGGUAUCUUCCUAUUUUUCUUUUCUAGAAAUAAGGUAGCUGUAGAAUCUCUGUAGAUAUUUUCCAAGGUAUUUACGUAAGCGUUCUGCACUCCUUGAUUAUGUAAUGCCUCUAUGACUGUUGGUAUCUCUACUGAAUCAAGUGCCUUUUCGUAAUGUAUGAAAGCCAUAUAGAGAGGCUUAUUGUACUCUGUGAAUUUCUCGAUAACCUGAUUAAUGACAUGGAUGUGAUCCAUUGUAGAGUAUCCCUUCCUGAAGCCAGCCUGUUGCCUUGGUUGACUAAAGUCCAGUGUUGUCCUUAUUCUAUUGGAGGUUAUUUUGGUGAAUAUUUUAUAUAAUACUGGGAGUAUGCUAAUGGGCCUAUAAUUUUUCAAUUAGUUAACAUCUCCCUUUUUUGUGGAUUAGUAUAAUGUUUGCAUUCUUCCAGUUUUAUGGUACCCUUGCAGUCGGUAAACACUUCGUAUAAAGAGCAGCCACUUUUUCAAGCAUUAUGUCUCCUCCGUCUUUGCUUAAAUCGACUAUUAUUCCAUCUUAACCUGACGCUCUUGCUCAUUUCAUGUCUUGCAAGGCCCUUCUGACUUCAUCGCUAGUUAUAGGAAGAGUUCCUGUAUCCUGUUCAAUACUGUUUCUAUCUGAAGUAUCCUCACCCCUCUGGGUACUAUGCAGGAAAGUAUAGAAUACUUCUGCUGCUUCUACUAUAUCUUCUCAUUUAUAGUGAGACUACUAUAUCUACUCAUUUCAUGUCUUGCAAGGCCCUUCUGACUUCAUCGCUAGUUAUAGGAAGAGGUCCUCUAUCCUGUUCAAUACUGUUUCUAUCUGAAGUAUCCUCACUCCUCUGGGUACUCUGCAGGACAGUAUAGAAUACUUCCGCUGCUUCUACUAUAUCUUCGAGAUUGCUGAUGAUAUUACCCUGCUUAUCUUUCAGUGGAUACAUCUUAGUUUGUCCUAUGCCAAGUUUCUUUCUCACCGAUUUCAGGCUGCGUCUAUUUUUACGGCUUCUUCAGUCUUUCUCACGUUAUAGUUUCGAAUAUCCCUUAUUUCCGCCUGAUUGUUCAAUUUUGACAGUUCCGCAAAUUCUAUCCUAUCUCUUGAGAUGGACACUUUCAUGUUUUGUCGUUUCUUUAUUAGGUCCUUUGUUACUUGGGAGAGCUUGCCUACUGGUUGCCUUGCUGCCUUGCCUCCCACUUCAAUUGCUGCCUCUGAAGCCAACCUAGUUACGGUUUCAUUCAUUAGCUCCAUGUCAUCAUCAUCUCUCUGUUCUAAGGCAGCAUAUUUGUUUGCAAGUACCAGCCUCAAUUUGUCUGCUCUUACCCUUACUGCCUCUAGGUUGACCUAUUUCUUCUUUACCAACCUUACUCUUUCUCUCUUCAAAUUGAGGUAAAACCUAGCCCUCACUAACCUAUGAUCACUGCACCUUUACCCUACCUAUCACUUCUACAUGCUGCACUAUGCUGGGAUCAGCAGAAAGUAUGAAAUCAAUUUCAUUUCUUGUUUCACCAUUAGGGCUUUUCCAGGUACACUUUCUGUUACUACGCUUUCUGAAAAAGGUGUUCAUUUUGCAAAGCUUAUUCAUUUCUGCAAAUUCUACCAGCAUCUCUCCUCUAGCAUUCCUAGAAUCGACGCUGCAGUUGCCAAUUGCUUGUUGACCAGCCUGCUUUUUCCCCACUUUUGCAUUGAAGCCACCCGUUACUACAGUAUAAUGAGUUUGCACUUUUUUCAUCGGUAAUUCAACAUCUUCAUAAAACUGAUCUACUUUAUCAUCAUCAUGACUGGAUGUUGGAGCGUAGGCUUGUACUAUCUUUAAUCUGUACCUCUUAUGAAGUUUGAUUACGACUACAGCUACCCUCUCAUUAAUGCUGUAGAAUUUGUCAAUGUUGCUCGCUAUGUCCUUAUGGAUGAGGAAUCCUACCCUGUAUUGCUUCUUAUCUGGGAGACCUCUAUAGCAGAGGACAUGGUCAUUAUUCAACAAUGUAUAUAAGCCUCACCAGUUCUAUAUUAUGUUUAUUAAUAAAUUACUUUUCACUGUACA
Messenger RNA from Dermacentor albipictus, 5123 nucleotides. NCBI's taxonomy places the organism in Eukaryota, Metazoa, Arthropoda, Arachnida, Ixodida, Ixodidae. The record is from RefSeq and is a predicted model, not a curated record.